AUGGAGAAGCGAAGAAAAGCUCAACGACAGGAGAGGAGGACUAGGACGAGUGCGGCCUGUACGUUCUGUCGUAUGAGAAAGCUGAGAUGCAGCUUGGUACUUCGUGACGAUGGUUCGCAUGCAUCCUGCGAAAAUUGUAUCUUGCAUCAGAAAGAGUGCAGAUAUGUUCCUUUGAUGCCGGCAGCGAGACCUUCGAAGUCUAGGAUCGCUGAGUUGGAAGAAGAGAACAGGAGAUUUCGUGAACGCCUGAGUUCUACGGAAGGUAGCAAUGCCCCAUCUCCGUCGAACGCAUCUUCAAGAGGCAAUGACACCGUUCCUCUACCACCCCCAAACCAGUCAGGCCAACCAAUCCCAUCGGAGACAAUUCUGGGAGAUGCAUCUGGUGAUGAAGAGAGAUCUGGUCCACAGGCCACUGUUUCGGGAAUAUUCACAUCGGCGAAUGGACGUGCUAGCUAUCAUGGCUUAACCAGCACUCUUUAUGACGACUUUCCUGGCGAAGAAAAUCGAAACGAUGCGACUGUAGAUCGCCAGUUUGGAGAUGAGAGAUUGACAGCAUUUGCAUCGACACAGCGGCAAUGGGAGCUCAUCAACUACAAUUCUGGCAAAUUGGAUUUUGAUGGACAUCAUUCAUUUCUACUUACCUAUCGGCCGGUGUUCAUGAGAGACAUGGCUUGCGAUGGACCAUACUUCAGCAAGCUCUUACUGAAUGCCAUCUAUUUUGGAGCAUCGAAGUUCAGCCCUCGAACGGAAGUACGGCGAGAUCCUCAAGAUGUCAGAACCGCUGGAUGGAGAUAUAGGCAGCGUGUCAAGGAGUUGUUGGGCGAUGCCCUGAACCGCAGCGAAAUUACGACGAUACAAGCGUUACUAGUCAUGACAAGUUCACUCUUUGCUCUUGGCGAUGAGAGAAAUGCUGCCUGGAUAUAUGCCGGAAUCGCUAUUCGAAUGAUUAUCGACCUCGGCUUACACUCAGAUGCCCCAAUACAUUCCGGCACGAAACCACUGAAGAUCGAAGACCUGGAGAUGCGCCGGAGAGUGUUUUGGGGUGCUUUUGUGGUUGAUAAGAUUCAGUCACUGUAUCAAGGACGACCUGUCAGCUUGGAUAAGAACUUAAUUGGUAGCGUACCAAUGGUUUUUCUGGAUCAUUACGAAGAAUUGGAGCAGUGGACUCCAUUCGCCUACUCCGUAACGUCUCAUCAUCCUGGAACGCCAGCCUACAGCGUUUCUACAUUCACAGAACUUUGCAAAUUAUGCGUAAUCUUGAACGACAUAUUGAACAAGGUUUAUGGGGAGAAGAGUGCGAAACGUGGUUCUGACAAACUUACUCAAGAUCUGAAGUCAAUAAACUCAGACCUUGUGAUUUGGGAUCACGGACUUCCUGCUCAUUUGAGGUUUGAUCCAUCGGCCAACAACGCUGUAGCUCCUCCACCACACGCUUUAUCUUUACAUGCCUUGUAUAAUGUUCUUCGAAUCCUGCUUCAUCGGCCAUUUGUAUCUGAUGGUCACCUUCACACAGCAUCUCCAGAUAUCGCCGUGAACUCUUUCGUCAUUUGUGCAGCAGCAGCAAAGACAAUCGUUCAACUUCUGCAAACCUAUCACCGAGCGUACUCCAUCAAAAGAGCCCCAUAUUUAAUUUCGUACGCAACAUAUGUCGCGGCGACAAUCCAUGUCCGCAUCGCUGCUCAUCGAGGACCUACUUCGGAAGCACAUGCAAGUCUUCGCGCUUGUAUUUCUGUAUUCAACGAGAACCAGGAGAACAAUUGGGCUGUCAGGCGUGCAAAAGCCGUCAUUCUAAAUCUACUGAAUCGAAUGAAGGUUCCUAUCAGUGGAGAUCCAGAUCUUUACGGGAACAUCGACUUGGAGAACGAACAAGCCGGCAGCGCAGUUCCCACUUUAUCACACGAAAAAACCGGUUACUCCGUCCCCAACUUGCAGACCACUGCUAUACAACCUACCAUCGUGAUAGGAGAAGGGCACCAGAACCAAAUUGCUCCAGAUCUCGAUAUCGAUGCAAUUAUUCAAAGCUUUGUUCAUGAGCAGCAAACUUCAUCCCCAACUGCAACCAUGGAACCCGAAGCGCAUCAAAUCUCGUCUGCUACAUUUCCAUCUUAUUCCAAUGGCCCUUUUCACCAGCCUCUGAUGUCGGAUGGGAUGUAUAUCAAUCCACAUUUGUAUUGGUCAAAUCAACCACCGGCGGACUACUCUACGAACGACAUGCUGUUUGGAUUUAAUGGCUCGGCUCUUGAUGACUUUACCAAAGGGCCAGCUCAGGAUGACAGAUAA
Messenger RNA from Mollisia scopiformis, 2280 nucleotides. RefSeq lists its product as uncharacterized. The coding region runs from base 1 to 2280 and encodes 759 amino acids. The record is from RefSeq and is a predicted model, not a curated record. Gene Ontology annotation, biological process: regulation of DNA-templated transcription; DNA-templated transcription. The transcript is spliced from 6 exons. Lineage: Eukaryota; Fungi; Ascomycota; Leotiomycetes; Helotiales; Mollisiaceae. Gene Ontology annotation, molecular function: zinc ion binding; DNA-binding transcription factor activity, RNA polymerase II-specific; DNA binding.